Molecule: messenger RNA, 1185 nt
Organism: Caenorhabditis remanei
Lineage: Eukaryota; Metazoa; Nematoda; Chromadorea; Rhabditida; Rhabditidae
Exons: 3
Coding region: 1-1185 (394 amino acids)
Biological process (GO): innate immune response
Molecular function (GO): protein binding
Source: RefSeq, a predicted model, not a curated record
AUGACAGAUGUUACCUUACUGGAUAUGCCGGAUCUGGUGAUGGAUAAAAUUCUUAAGAAGCUGAAAAUCGCGUAUAUUAUGAGACUCCGAAAAGUGUGUCAUGCCCUUCGUGACUACAUUGACACCAAACCAGAGUAUACCAUACGUCAAAUUAAAAUUGAAGUCCAUCCUUCCCAAAUUCAUACCCGCCUGAAAUUCCAUUCAAAAACGGAAAUCACUUUAAUCUAUCAAAAACAGGGGAAUGAUUGUUUGUACCGUGUUUCAAAUGGAUUGCCCGUCAAAUACUAUUUGUUGAAGAACAAGUAUUUUAUGGAUGUAUUCUUUGGUGAUAUUGUCGAUGCGGUCAAAAAUCAGAAUGUUCCAUUGCACCGUCUUGACAUUUAUGGUACUUAUAUUGAAUGUCUUUUACCUUUUGAUUUCGAGCCCCACGUGAUUGAAGUAAAACCAAACGAUUCUGAAACCAGUUGGACAUGCUCUAUUCUGGAAUUUAUUGGAGGUCUUUGCAAGUCAAAUUCCAGUCAAAAUCCAGUCAAUUCUUCUGAUUUUGAUUCUGAUCCUGAUGCGCCAUGUCCUCUGAAACCAAUUGCCGCUGAAUUCUACACCACCUUUACUAGAAUUCUGAAGUUGAGAGACCGCCCGAUUCAAAUUGAAGAACUGAUUAUUACAAUUAUCAACAAAUCAGACUUUCUAAAUAUGGUUCCAUACAUUGAUAUAAAGAAUCUGGGACGACUCGAUAUCUCAAAAAUGAACUAUAAGAACCUAAUCUACAAUAAAGUCAGAAUGUAUUUCGAUGAACUUGCUGAAUUGGAUGGUUGGGAAGGCAUUCGAAGUCUGAAUUUGAAUAGUUUAUACAUGACUUUGCCGUUUGAACGGUUCUUUCACAUGACGGGUGUCUACUUUCCACGUGAGAAUGUUACCAUCGAGGAAAUCCUGUACUUGAAGGAGGUCAUGCUAACCACUCCACACAUUUCAUACUUCAAUUUUCAAUAUUGGACCAUGGAAGACGCGGAUCGUGUAUACUCUACACUUGGAGUGUUUUGGGCUGGUAUUGAGGAGAAAUGUUGGUAUUAUCGAGUUCCGGAUACUGAUGAAGUCUUAGGUCUCUCUAUCGACAUAUUUCACAUUGUCUCGUUUUCAAGAAUGAGUGCUUCAGAAGUUCCUGAAGGGGUUGUUGUGAUGAAUUGA